Fomitopsis serialis is the source of this 963-nucleotide messenger RNA. RefSeq lists its product as uncharacterized. The record is from RefSeq and is a predicted model, not a curated record. The coding region runs from base 1 to 963 and encodes 320 amino acids. The transcript has 3 exons. Lineage: Eukaryota; Fungi; Basidiomycota; Agaricomycetes; Polyporales; Fomitopsidaceae.
AUGCACCGACAGGAAAGACACAACAUAAUAGCCCAACCCUCUCCCUACAUACCCCCCGAACUCGUCGAACACAUCAUCGACUUCAACUUCGCCGACACGGCCACGCUCAUCGCCAGCAGCCGCGUCGCGCGCGCCUGGGCCCCCGCCACCCGGCACCACCUCUUCUCCUCCCUCAACCUCAAAUCCGCCCCGCGGAUCCUCGCCUUCGCCGACAUCCUCCGCGCGUCCCCCUCCCUCGCGCGUGCCGCCCGCGAGGUCCGGAUCCCCGCCUGGCUGAGCAAGCUCCCCACACGCACCGCGCUCUCUCAGAUAUUCGAACAGCUCCGCCGAGGAGGCGGGGUGAAGUGCGUGCGGUGCACGGGGCAGCAGCUCCAGCCUGUGUGGUACGAGCUCCUCGGCUCGCUCCACUCCGUCGAGUCGGUGAAGCUGAAGGCGACGUGGUGCGACCUCGACGCGCUGGACGGGCUGCUGCGCGCGUUCCCGCGGGUGCGGGACGUGUUCGUCGAAACGCGCAUGCUCUCGGGGGUGGGCGACGUCUCCGCGCCGGCCGCGGCGGUCGUUCCGCUGCCCGAGCUGAGGCGGAUGGUCGUGUUCAACGCGAGCGGUCUGCCGAACGACUUUCAGUCUAUAUUGCUGAGACAGGGCUUGCCCCGCCUCGAGAGCAUCGAGGCGCAGUUCGGCUCGGUGGAGGACGUCGUGCGGUUCCAUGAGUUCCUGGACAAAGGUGGGUAUGAGACUAUUAAGGACCUGCACAUGGACUUCACCUACGAAUGCCCGGUCGACCCUUCGCAUGAUGCUAAUGCCACUCUGCUUCUCAGUGAGAGCGUGCGGAAGUGUAACCUUCGCAGCCUGGGCCUCAAGUGCGAUCAUGACUUUGCGAGGAUCUGGGAAGCUACGCAGGAAGCUCUGCAAGGUUCAAGACUUCAAGUAUCAAGCUUUCGGGACCAACGAUUGGACUUCUAA